AUGAGAAAACAGUUUCUAAUUCAGAAAAUUCUAACUGGACUAUUGCUGAUGAUUAUAAUUAUAAUUCUAGGCAUACUAAGGAGAUCCAGUUCAGGAUACAGUUUAAAUGUACUUAAUGGUAUUGAUUUACCUGAGGCUAAUGGGUGGUGUACGUCUCUUCCUGAAUACUUGACACAAACUGGAGUUCCUUUAACUCUCUGCUAUGACGGAGUUAUCCCGACUGAGAUUGUGGAAGUGAAACUAGUUUUGAGUAUUCUAGAAGCUUAUCCUGAAGCUGUAUUUCUAGACGUUGGUUCAAACACAGGUUUCUUCAGUUUGCCUGCUGCUCAAAGGGGUGUUAAAGUAGUGUCUGUAGAUGCAGUUUAUAAGAACAUGGUAUUCCUACACAAAAGUGCUGUUUUGAAUGGGGUAGAGAAUCACAUAACCAUGGUGAACAAUGCAAUAAGUGAUGUGUAUUUAAGCUACCUAGCUGGACUAGAUGAUCGAUACGAUUACGGUGAGGUUAAAAACCAAAUGGCUACGAGGUAUGUAAAAUCAUUUUUACCAACAAAAAUUUAGUUUAUCUGAUGUUCUAAUAAAGUUGUAAACUUUG
Molecule: messenger RNA, 592 nt
Organism: Eurytemora carolleeae
Lineage: Eukaryota; Metazoa; Arthropoda; Copepoda; Calanoida; Temoridae
Exons: 8
Coding region: 1-558 (185 amino acids)
Source: RefSeq, a predicted model, not a curated record